UUACGUUAGCGUCGCAAUUGAAAACGCCAUUUUCCGGCGUCCCACGCUCACGAGGCACGCACGCGAAGUACAUCGCUGUUUAACGCCCUUAUUUUUUACGUAACGGCCCAAGGAUGUCGUACAAAGGACCGCAGAAAGUCCAGAAGGUGAUGGUGCAGCCCAUCAACCUGAUAUUUCGCUACCUGCAGAACCGUUCGCGCGUGCAAGUCUGGCUCUUCGAGAACGUGAACCUUCGGAUCGAGGGACACAUCGUCGGCUUCGACGAGUACAUGAAUCUGGUGCUGGAUGACGCCGAGGAGUAUCACCAGAAGACGAAAAACAGAAAGCCACUUGGACGGAUUAUGUUGAAAGGCGACAACAUCACGUUGAUUCAAAAUACGAAUCCCACGGUAAACUAAAGGAGGGAACAUAACCUCAACCUGGCGGCGAUUUCGGCGGGCGCCGGGUAAGAAGAUUGGCUCCGAAGAACUUGGAGUCUCUUCUUGGACUGUGACGACAAGAAAAGCUCUUCUCAGGGAGUUGCGUUGAAUGUGAAAGCCAAUAACUUUUUAGACGUACAAAGAGAAAUGUAUCGCGUGACUGAUGAUGACUGUACCUAGUGGAGAUUCGUAUUUGUGUUAUUCAGAGAUACAAGUUUUUUUUUCUGCUGUAUGUGAAUCUUAAAUGCGAGAUACAGUUAAAUCCUGCUGUGAGAAAAGGACCACUAAAUGUUUAGCAUAAACGCACAUCCCAAUAUCAGAUUUAACUUACACAAAUUUAAUUUUGCAAUUUUAAUCAUAUGUGCUGCUUAAGGGCACAGAUAUAUCAAUUUAUUUUGUAUGUCACAAUGUAACAAUUUUUGUAGAAAUCCAUUUUGAACUUAUUAUGUGAAAAUAGUAAACACGCAAGAUAAACAUAAUGUAUAUAAGUAAUUAUUAAAUAAUUUCGUAUUCUAAA
Molecule: messenger RNA, 936 nt
Organism: Monomorium pharaonis (pharaoh ant)
Lineage: Eukaryota; Metazoa; Arthropoda; Insecta; Hymenoptera; Formicidae
Gene: SmE
Product: probable small nuclear ribonucleoprotein E
Exons: 1
Coding region: 114-398 (94 amino acids)
Biological process (GO): spliceosomal snRNP assembly; mRNA splicing, via spliceosome
Cellular component (GO): U1 snRNP; U4/U6 x U5 tri-snRNP complex; U5 snRNP
Molecular function (GO): RNA binding
Source: RefSeq, a predicted model, not a curated record